UAAACACAGCGGCUCUCGCGAGAUUUCCUCGCGCUGAGCAGCACACGCAGGAGCGUCUAUGGAGCAGUGAGGGCAGGCGGGAGACGGAGCAACCGAACCUUGCGCGGACUGUAGCAAGAGACGCGGGGUGAGAGAGGGUAACCUGCCUGUGACGUCGCUGUGGUGUGUCUGAGCUGCGGUUCCCGGGUCGAGCCUGUAAGGAGGACGCGCACAUACUCAGGGAGGCGAGGGAAGCCCAUUGGUCUCCCUACCAACGCCAGCGACAGGCUGAGUCACUGUCAAGGAGUGGGAAGAUCUCGUGAGAGAGAGGGAGACAGCAUCACGGAGACCGCGCGCGAGAGAAAAGCAACGGAAGGAGGGGAAAAACGCUACACAACGCCUUUGAGAGCAAAGCAAGAGAGAGAGGCAGCCAGCGAGAACGACGUAAAGAGAGAGACAGAGCGCAGCAGUGAGGGAGGGAGAGAGACGCUGAGGCUGGGAGAGCUGACCCCCCUCCCCUCUCCUCAUCUCUCCUCUCCUUCCCCCCCCUCCUCACUCCUUCAGGAGCUGGUGUGUAGGAGCGGCGAGUACAGUGUGACUGAGGCAACAUGAGCGAUGUCACCAUCGUUAAGGAAGGCUGGGUCCAGAAGAGAGGUGAAUAUAUUAAGAAUUGGAGACCUCGCUACUUCCUGCUAAAAACCGACGGGUCCUUUAUCGGAUACAAGGAGAAGCCACAGGAUGCAGAUCUUCCCUACCCUCUCAAUAACUUCUCUGUUGCAAAAUGCCAGCUGAUGAAAACUGAACGACCAAAGCCGAAUACUUUUAUUAUUAGAUGUCUACAAUGGACUACAGUCAUAGAGAGGACCUUCCACGUGGACACACUAGAAGAGAGGGAUGAGUGGGCAGAGGCGAUCCAAAUGGUGGCAGAUAAACUCCAAAGACAGGAAGAGGAACGUAUACAGUGUAGUCCCACCUCACAGAUAGACAACAUGGGAGAGGAGGAGAUGGACACAUCUAUCAGCCAUCACAAACGCAAGACAAUGAAUGACUUUGACUACUUAAAAUUAUUGGGAAAAGGCACUUUUGGAAAAGUCAUUCUUGUAAGGGAGAAGGCCAGCGGGAAAUAUUAUGCAAUGAAAAUUUUAAAGAAAGAGGUUAUUAUAGCAAAGGACGAAGUGGCCCACACGCUUACAGAAAGCAGAGUACUAAAAAACACGAGACAUCCUUUUUUAACUUCUUUGAAGUACUCGUUCCAAACAAAAGACCGCCUAUGCUUCGUGAUGGAGUAUGUCAAUGGAGGAGAGCUGUUUUUCCAUUUGUCGAGAGAACGGGUGUUCUCUGAGGACCGCACGCGCUUCUACGGCGCCGAGAUCGUUUCCGCCCUCGACUACCUGCACUCUGCCAAGAUUGUGUACCGGGAUCUGAAGUUGGAGAACUUAAUGCUUGAUAAAGAUGGACACAUCAAAAUUACAGACUUUGGCCUCUGCAAGGAAGGAAUCACUGAUGCUGCUACCAUGAAGACCUUCUGUGGGACACCAGAGUAUCUGGCUCCAGAGGUGCUGGAGGACAAUGAUUACGGCCGUGCGGUGGACUGGUGGGGUCUUGGUGUGGUCAUGUAUGAGAUGAUGUGUGGCCGACUGCCUUUCUACAAUCAGGACCAUGAGAAGCUCUUUGAGCUCAUCCUAAUGGAGGACAUCAAGUUCCCCAGGACCCUCUCUGCUGAUGCCAAGUCCCUACUUUCAGGCCUGCUCAUCAAAGAUCCCAAUAAGAGACUUGGUGGAGGUCCGGAUGAUGCUAAGGAAAUUAUGCGCCAUAGUUUCUUUGUUGGAAUUGACUGGCAGGAUGUCUAUGAUAAAAAGCUGAUACCUCCCUUCAAGCCUCAGGUGUCGUCAGAGACAGAUACCAGAUAUUUCGAUGAAGAGUUCACAGCUCAGACGAUUACAAUAACCCCUCCUGAAAAAUUCGAUGAAGAUGGGAUGGACUGCAUGGACAACGAGCGGCGGCCACACUUCCCCCAGUUCUCCUACUCCGCCAGCGGGAGAGAGUGAGCGCCACGCAGCCGACACUGCCUCAUCCUCAUCAAGGUUACCACUGGAACAAAUUUGGUCUUCAGCUUCUAACAGCCCCGGCCCUUUUGACCCUCCAUCGUCCAUCUUGGUUCUUUCAUUCGUUUAUCUAGACCAAGGGAAACUUCUGAUUUAGGGUGACGGGAAUUUGCACGUCGAGUCGAACCGAGGUCCAGCCCGCUCAAACGUCCUCACAGCUCCAGCCCAAAGGUUGGGUCAGGAUGGGAGAACUUUUGCUGUUUUUGUUAGGAAUUUUGUCUUUAUUGUGUUUCUCUCUGAUUUGAGAUGUUGCUCCACAUUCCUUAUUCAGUGGGAACUAGUAUCAAGGUGUUUGACACAUCCAUUUAGUUCAGAUAAAUACAUCCAACUGCAUGGCUAGAGAUUCACAUGGGUUUUGCGAUUCCAGGUACAUGUAAUAUAACUACUCAAAACCGCUCCAGUCUCAGCUGCUUCUGUUGUUACUGUUUUUAAGGUUCACCUUCUGUUAUAUAAAGUCAAAACUGCCAUAAACGGUUUACUCAGGCUUCACAGAGGACAUCUGUGUUCAGGACUAGCUUUACCCCUCACUGUUCCGUAACUCAGUAUUCCUCGGUACAAAGCCCUGUGAACCUGAGCUAUGCAGCGCUUAACCCUCACUAAAACUACCCGUUAGAAAAGCUCACUCAAAUGUAUUCACCGAAGGCUUUAUUUCUUACAUAUCAUUCCCUAAAAGCAUUGCCCCAGUGUUUCAUGGAAAAAUGGCACGUUUGACUGAUGUGGAAUGUUUUAUGCACCGAUACACAGCUGUGACGUACAGUUGAUGAUCAGACUGAAUUCCCCCAAAGCCCAAACUGUUUUAAGAACAGUUGUGUGAAAGCCUUUCCACUCAAUGCUCAAUCGUGUAAGCAGUGUAACAACAACAACAACAACAAAAAGCCAGCAUUAAUGGAAAGAAUGACAGGAAGCACUAUUUUUUGUUUUAUAAGAAAAUAAGUGAUUAAAAAAGAAAAUGUAUUCAAGCAAAUUUAAUUUAUUUUUGCCUUUUUGUUUGUUUGUCCUUGCGUUUAUUAAGAGUUAAGCUUUCUGAGUCUCCUUUUUUGAAUGAAAUAAAUGCACCUAAAAAGGCUUACGAAUGUAGAUGGGUGACUGCAAAGGUCUUCAAUGGUUUUUAUUUUAUUUUCCGUUUUCACACCAGUGUCGUGUUGUUCUCUGUUUGACUAUCCUCUUCACCGUCGUGAGCAGUCCGAAAUGUGUUGCUUGUCUUUCCACCAAUGAAAGGGCUGUAAAAGACCAUACAGAUUCAUUCAGAUGGGUUACUGUAUGUUAAAGUCACAGGACACGCUCUCCAUUGUGCUUUGCUUGACCUUUUAAUAAGCAUUUAAACAUGACACGGCACAUUCUCAUUGUUUCGAGGCAGGACUGUGAACAAGCAAUCAUUUUGCUUGAAUGCAGAUAUUGAUAAGUCAAAUACUAUUUUGUUUUGAGUGCUAAUGUGCUUUGCUACAUCUAAUGUCAUGUUCACUUUCCUUCCUGAAAUACAGUAGUCCACAAAUCAAAUCCAUCCAUCACAGACUCGUACACCAAUCAGAUAUUAGCAUAAAAAUCCUUGUAUAUAUGAGUUAUGGUUGCAGACUGAGGAUUUACUUGGAUGAAGCUUGAUAAGAUAGUAGAGAAAACCUGGUGAGUGUUGAAUGAGUUGAGAUGGACAGUGUUCUUUAAAUGGGAUCAAAGGGAAAUUUGAUUUAUGCAGUACAUUUCCUGAUAGUGUUUAGCAAUAAAACCAGUAUGUGGUGUUUGUUUUCUGAGUGUAAAGAUGGCUCUUGUGCAUGUUGCGGUUGCGUUAAGUGUGUCAGUUUAAUUUGGGUAGGAAUGGUAAAAUCUUUUAUUUAUAUUAGCCUUGGCACUUUUUGAGGAAAUUUGGCCAAGUGCAGCCCAGGCAUGAAGUUGGGCUGAGAAUAUUCAUCUUGAGGUGGGACAUUAGUGAAGAGGGAAGUGAUGCACGAGGAAGGAGUGAGUUUGGAUGGUGUGUAUAUGAAAUGUGACGUAGAACAAGGUCUGUUUGAGUGGGGCGUCUGAACUGGGGUUUCUUGCAUGUUUGUUAAGGACUGGCAUGGAUUUGAUGACGACUGGUUUAGGAUGAUUCAGAAAGUUUCUGUCCAAAUCCCUCACGCUUUCCGCCAAAAUGCCUGCGUUGAUUGUGAGCAUUGUGUCCAAUGGUGUAAUGUGAGAAGCUGUAGCAUGGUACUGUUGCUCUAUUGGCAGAUUUGAUUUCAGUCGAGCUUGAGGAUGUUUUAGCUUUCAAACGGUUGAUGUCCAACCCAAUAAUGUUUUCUGACAGCACAGCGGUGGUACUGCGGGAAAAUGCGCUGUUUGUGUCAUUCUCUGUCUUCCGACUUACACGUUUUCCUUUAGUUCAUUCCUUCUCUUUUCCCCCAUUCCUUUUUCUUGUCUUAUUUAUUUAUUGUUUUUGAGAGGAAGAAAGAAAAAAAAGUUAAAGAACUACCUAAUUUAAUUAAAUGGGCUUUUUAGACUGCUGACUGUUUUUUUUUAUUUAUUUAUCAGUGAAUAACUUGAAUAUUUUUCAACUGUUUGUGUCUUGUUUUACAUUUUCUGGUUAGGUAACAUUUACAGUUUCAACUUAUAUUGAAUAGGGAGAUGGAAGCACUCAUUUUGUAUUUUCUUUUUUUUUUUUAUUUUUUUUUUUUUUUUGCUUUUUCACUUUGUGAUUGUACAGAUUGUACUCAUUAGGAUUAUUCAAUCAUACUGUGAUGCUGUUCAUCCAUUCCAUUAACUUUAAUAUGCACUUGUGAGGGACCAAAGGGUUUUCCUCAAGACAUGGAGAGGCACAGAACGGUGAUGUUCAGUGGAGCGGUGUCUUGCAUGUGAAAGGUGUUUGUUAGUAAUACUUUAUUUAAACAGCAGAAGGGCCUUUGGCCAAAUCAAUCAUACACUUUUUUAACUCCAUAUUUUAACACUUGGCUUUGUAUCUGCCUGUAGUAGCACUUUCAUACCCAUUGCUCUUUUUAUAUAGCUCAGCAUCAGAAAAAAAGGUCCCUGCUUUGGGAAAAAAAGAAUCAAGGAAAAUACAAUGAGAGGAAAAAAAAAAAGAGAAGAAAAUACUUGAAAGCACAGAUUCGCCCCUCAUGGACCUCAUGCUACUUUACUUUCCUGAGUGAUUGUGCUCUGUAAUAUGUAACGGUGUGGAUGCAGAUAGACCUGAAACGCUGCCAGGAGACACAGACAGACUAAUAUUUCCCAAGAUUCCCAAAUGCUCUAGUGUUGUAGAAAAGUCGAGCUGUACUGUUGUCACACUUCAAGAAUUUCAGAGGACAAUAAAGACACGUAAGCCCAACCUAAAGUCAUUAUUCCCUGAAUACUGAACUAGUGUGAGGAAGGGACCCAUGGAGACAACAGGGCUUCAUCCCUCCUAAGCGCACAUCUGUGUGCACACUGCUGCUACUGUUUGUACUGUCUACAACAGACUUUCUCUAUAUUGCGCUCCUGGUAGUGUAUUAUGAAUGAGCAUGAAUUGUAAAGUAUUUAUUUAAAAA
Messenger RNA from Cyprinus carpio (common carp), 5575 nucleotides. RefSeq names its product RAC-gamma serine/threonine-protein kinase-like. NCBI's taxonomy places the organism in Eukaryota, Metazoa, Chordata, Actinopteri, Cypriniformes, Cyprinidae. The record is from RefSeq and is a predicted model, not a curated record. Gene Ontology annotation, biological process: protein phosphorylation. Gene Ontology annotation, molecular function: protein serine/threonine kinase activity; ATP binding.